Paramuricea clavata is the source of this 1627-nucleotide messenger RNA. Lineage: Eukaryota; Metazoa; Cnidaria; Anthozoa; Malacalcyonacea; Plexauridae. The record is from the annotation of a GenBank genome assembly.
AUCCAAACGCUGGAAAAACAAGUACAAAUCUUGACAAAUCUUGUCCAUGCACAAUCGAAUAUCGUGAGUAAAUUCUCGUGCAGUAAAGGAUCCUCGGGUUCAAAUACUGCUUCGGAAUGUAUCUCAAAAGUAGCAGACCAAGCAAAGAAGAUCGCCAAACUGGAGAAAGACUUGAACUCUUUGCAGACAACUGUGUCAGCACAUGUGUCAGGUGGUUAUGGAUAUAUGCAUGUAUCAAAUUCAAUUCGGCUUGGACGUAAUUGUCUGCAUGGAAUGACGUAAUGCUCGAGACAUUAGCGGGCUCAGUUAGCAAACGAUGUUUUUGUCAACACGCGGACGUCAGAUUGCAGAGAGGAGGACUGGAUUAAAAACUGUGUUUGUGUCAGUUUGUGGUAAUCUUCGACACAUAUGACAAAACAUAAGAUUUUUGAAGUUUUUCCUUCCUUACACGAGCGCUAUGAUGCAAAAUACCGCCAAAAUUAGUUUCUUUGGUUUUGGCUUUAUGGUGUGCUAAUUGUAUACUUCCAGCUGAGCGAGAAUUCUUUAAAACCAAGCAAUACUGAAAGAACGAGCAAAUGCGCAAAUAGCGCCUGUGUUUACACGCAGAUUUGAUUGAAGAAAUACGCAUUUUGCCACCAGUCACCAGAUAUUUAGGACGAAACAACAAUAAUUUAGUAUCGAAAUGCUAAAAAUGUCGCUUGCUUAAGUAAACUAUUAAGACAUAACUGAUCUCGUUUAUAAGAAUGAUUAAGGCUGAAAUGGGCAAAAAUUUAUAGAAUUUACUAAGUCUAAGAAUAUAUAAGCCAAGACCGUUCAAAAUAUGAUCUAAGGAUCAUCAAACGGUCUGGUACCUGUAUAUGGACUGUAUAUAUGGCACUUUUCUUUCCCAUAAUUCCUCGCUGACCAAAUCGAGAGUAUACAAGGUGGACCCCCCAUACAAAAACGUGCAUUGAAGAUCGCUUUCCCCUAGUCCUCUUUAAUAUGUUGCUUCAUUAAGGACGGUUGGCUUUUUGGCCUCCUUUCUUACACUUUGCCUGCGAAGAGAAAAUCAGUGCUUGUCAUUUUAUUAGAACAUGAUAAACAUCCAUUAACAUCAGUCAGAUGACAAGUUAAGAACGCUACUUCCCAAUACUAUUAAACAAACACACUUAUCCUAUUCUCUUGGCGUACCAUCUAAAAUCUCUUCAUUUUAGCAUAAUUUUACAGAUAACUGAAGCACUAAACAUACUUUUUAAGUUCGUUUGUCGCUUAAGAAACGUAUCAAAAAUUCAAAUAAGCAAGCACUUUAGUGUACGAGGCUAAUAUAACUAUAUACGUACAGAAAUAAUUCAUCAUUAAACUGAGCAUCAAUAAAACAUCAUUUCUAUUAACUAUGGUUAGAGCUAAUAGUUUCUUUCGCUAUAUAGAUCAGUGGCCUUCUGGAAGUUAUUGCAUCUUGGCCAGCGGUAAUUGCCCAGCAGGCUUUUCGCUCUGUAGCGGUUACAUGAAGGCUAUCAGUCUGUAUGCGGGAAGUGCAUACUACAUGAAGCAGGCGACAUUUGGGGAUAGUAAGAUACAAUGUCACGGUCGCUGUGGGCAGUAUGGUCAUUGGACUGGUGAACUGUAUAUCAAUGCUUGCUGCAAAUAA